Anoplophora glabripennis (Asian longhorned beetle) is the source of this 2141-nucleotide messenger RNA. RefSeq names its product liver carboxylesterase 1. Gene Ontology annotation, molecular function: signaling receptor activity; neurexin family protein binding. The coding region runs from base 83 to 2104 and encodes 673 amino acids. Gene Ontology annotation, biological process: presynaptic membrane assembly; postsynaptic membrane assembly; chemical synaptic transmission. NCBI's taxonomy places the organism in Eukaryota, Metazoa, Arthropoda, Insecta, Coleoptera, Cerambycidae. The transcript has 9 exons. Gene Ontology annotation, cellular component: cell surface; postsynaptic membrane; synapse. The record is from RefSeq and is a predicted model, not a curated record.
AACACAUCCUGCAUGAAAUUAUAAUUUUUUUACUGCCACAAGUUUAGUAACAUCGUCUGUUUAAAUAUCGGAGGAUUUUAUAAUGUUUUUGUAUUUUCUAAUUAUACCCGCUUUCUUUUAUCCAAUAUUUUGUGAUGAAAGGGUAAACAGGGUUAAGAGAAUUGUAGGUGGAAUACCCGCAGAUGUCCCUCCCGCCGAUGAUCCAGUAGUUUAUACUAGAUACGCUGGAAAAUCGGCAAAGGUUACGGGUUUCAGAGACUUCCCGCAUUACGUCUUCAGGGGAAUUAAAUAUGCGCAUCCACCAACGGAAAAAAAUCGUUUCCUGAGACCAAGAGAAAAGCUUUUAGAAGGCGACGUCAAUGCAACUAAGUUUUCUGAGCCUUGUAUUCAACCUCGGCCUGGAACUAAUACUGUGAUUGGAAGUGAGGACUGCCUUGCAUUGAAUGUUUUUACUCCAGAGUUACCUACUGGACUAGAAGGUCUCCCUGUUGUUGUUUGGAUACAUGGAGGUGGAUUUAGAUAUGGAUCGGCUUCACAGUAUGGGGUCCGUCACUUGGUAGGAAGGCGUCUAGUGAUAGUUACCAUUCAGUACCGUUUGGGUUCACUUGGAUUUUUGAGUUCAGGAGAUAAGCAUCUGCCUGGGAACGUGGCUUUAUGGGAUAUGGUACAAGCUGUUCAGUGGGUCCGAAAUUACAUAGGAUUUUUUGGCGGGAACCCUUACAGAAUUGUUGUGAUGGGUCACGGAACUGGCGCUAGCAGUGCGUUACUUGUUGCUUUGUCAAAAAUCGCGAAAGGCAUAGCAAGUGGCGUCAUAGCUAUGUCAGGCAGUGCCAUCUCAAACUGGGCUGUGGAUCAUUUUCCUCAAAAUACAGCCAAAAACGUAGCUGAUGAAAAUGGUUGUCCAACAUCAUCCACCGUUACUAUGGUUAAAUGCUUGCAGAAUUUACCUCCAGAUUCCAUUAUAAGAGGUGACUCUGAUAUUGAAUUUCAAAGACUUCAGUCUAGAGGAUUCAUGUCUGGGCUGUCAGGGGGACUUGGUACUGCCCCAGUUUCCGAGGGAUAUAAUGACGGUCGUUCGUUACCAGGGUUAGUUGAGGAUGAACCAAUCAAUGAUUUGAAUAAUGCAAAGAAUCCUAAGAUUCCCUUACUCACGGGGAUCACCAGGGAUGAAACUAAAAGGGCUGUGAAAGGCCAUUUAAGAAAAGAUAUUGAAGAUAAACUGACCACGGUACCAAAUUUCUUGAAUAAUGUUUUAGUGAAACAAUUGAGAGAAACUCUUCUCACUGACAACUUAGUUCAGGGAAGAUCUGGUCUGUCCACAAAUUCCCUCUUGCCUCUUAAUUUUGGAAAUUAUCUACAAAACCAAGUACAAAACCUACAGACGGCAAUAGAUAAAGUUGCUGAAGCUACAGGUGAUGUACUAUUUAACUUACCCGCAUUCCUAACUGUUAAUCGUUGGUCUCAAAAUGGAGCACCUACUUUUUUAUAUAGUUUUGAACACUUGGGAAAUCGUCAGAAAGGGGAUGUUUUCUUACGAGGGUCGCCUGUUAUUGGAAAUGACACGAUUAAAAUAGAUGAAGAUUUUAACAAUACAAUCGGACAUGGCGACGAUUUGGCCUAUUUAUUUGAUGUGUAUGAUGUAGAAGGUAACUCUCUGGAAACUGAGAACAUAGUUACUGAAGAUGAUAAAAAAGUGCGCAGUAUUUUUACGGAAAUGAUAUCAGAUUUUGCCCGUUACGGAAAAGUACAUAUUGAAGGCCGUGACGUGGACCCGUUUUCUGCCGACAAAAAUAAUUUCAUACAAAUUAAAGCGAAACCUUCCUUGUCCAAUAAUUUCAGAGAUUGUGAGAUGGCUCUUUGGAGCAACUUGGUAGAAAAGCUGAAAAGUGACUCGUGUGCAUUUUUAGAUCCUUUCAAUAUCAAAACUUUGUCUGACAAUAUACCUCUAACACCGCUAUUGAAUAAUAAUACUGUAGUUAAUAUUCUUUCAAAACCGAAUAUGAAAGAUGUUCCAAUAGUUAAAGAUCCGAUAAAUAUCUUGGGUGGUAGAAGUGGAGGUAAGAACAAAAAGAAACAAAAUUCUAUUCUAGGUCUUAUCGGUUAAAAAAUAACAAUUUGUAUAAUAUUUAAUACACUUACAC